CUGCACGCAUUGCAAUGGCAUACACAGUGGAUGACUUGUUUGGAAGAGACAGUCUGUUGGGUGAUCCCAAUGACCUGGACAACUUGGUAGAGUUUGGAGAUGCAGGAAAUCAUUCGGAUAACGAGGUGCAGGGAGGUGAUGCAGGUGGGGAUGACGACAAUGAAGAUAAUGAGGGUAACAAGGAUAGUGAUAAAAAACCUGAUGAGAAAAAGGUUAUACGAAUUAAGCGACCUCAACCCAAGCUAGAUGCUGAAAGGUUAAAAGGACCACGGGGCUUGCUGCAACUGAAAAAAUCUUUUGCUGACAUCAAAUUUAAAGGCAAGAAUCAUGAAGCUGAAGACCUGCAGAGGGUCAUGGCAAGACUUGAGCACUGGUCUCAUCGUUUGUUCCCCAAAUUUCAAUUUGAUGACUUCAUUGAAAAAGUGGAGAAGUUGGGCUCUAAAAAAGUGGUGCAGAAUUACGUCAAAAGACUGCGUAUGGGGCUCGAAGAUGACGACGAUGGUGUAGUAAGGGGUGAUAAUGAAGAAGCUGUGGAUAACCCAGACCCGGUGGCAGAUGACACAAUGGGAGAGUUUGACCGUCUUUUGGCAGAACAAGUCUCGCUUCAUGAAAACAGCUUGUUGGUGUCAUCUCCGAGAACCCCUGGUGCUCCUGGCGCCCCAAGGACUCCAUCGAUAGCGCCCCUACGGCCGCAAGCUGUGUCAUCUACUCCUGCUCAACCGGUCCUGCCGGUCCUGACCGACGAGCAGCGGGCACGCAUCGAACGCAAUCGCCUCGCCGCCAUGGAGAAGCGCCGCACCCGCCUGGCCGCCAUGCGCGCCGGCGAGCAGGAGGAUCAACAGGCUCGCCAGGAGCAGGACGCGCAGGCCCCGCAGGCCCCGCAGGCCCCGCAGGCCCACCAGGGGACGCCGCGGCCCAAGGGCCAGCCCAAGGGGCUCCGCGGCAGCCCGCGCCGCGCCAGCGUGCUGGACGCCGGGGCGGCGCUCCUGGCUGCCGCCCCGGAGGCGGAGGGCAACGACGACAAGAAUGUCGAGGAUGGUGGCGGAGGGGAGCAGGAGCAGGAGGCGCCCGUGCCCUCCCCGCCCCCGGCGCCUCAGCCGGCCCCCGGACCGGAGCCCUCCCCCAAGCCCGCGCCCGAGCCGAAUCCGGCUCCCGAACGUGGCGGCCAACAGGCUGUCGAGGGUGAAGCCAGCCGCAGCGACACCAGCACCGAGUCGUCCGACAACCUGGCCCUCCUGGCGGCCAGCAUCCUGGACAGUGGCGACGGCCAGCUGGGAGCUGGGGAGCCCGGACGACUCGACAGCCAGGGAGAUAUAAAAUCGCUCACUACCCCUGAUGUAGAAAUCUGCUUGUCGGAAUCGUCAUCAUCCUCGUCUGGAGAUCCAAAGGUCACAUUUGACACAACCACUGCUAACGCUAGUCUGCAAAAUGAUGAGUCUUCUGAUAAAAUGGCAGGAAAAAGGGAUCUGAGUAAGUCUGAUAGUUCUUCUGAUGAUGACAUUACUUCUGGCAAUAAGUCCCCAUCUAGCAGCUGUGCUAGCAGCACUGGCAGUAGCUCCACCAAGAGGUCAGCAGAUGAAGGAAAGCAUUUCAAGAAAUUUAGAAAGGACGCUGACUCUCCUGUGCCAUCUGAGGGCAACUCGUCCUGGGGGCUAGCAGCCUUUUUGGAUAAGCAGGAAGAAAAAUCUCCGCAGCCUGGGGAUGAGGGACCUGCUAUUGAUUACUCUGAAGAAGAUAUUGAAGUCGACAGUAUUAUCAACUCAGCUAGCCAGUGAAGAAUUUGAAGCUUGUCUGUCACUUCUGCUUUCUCUGUGCAUUUUUCCCUCUUUCUAAGUCAUCUUUUGUGAGUGUUUAUGACUUUCUUGUAUGCAUUUGUUCUUGUUGUGCUUCUUAGAGAAAUAUCUGGUGUUAUAUGUGAAAAUAUCUUCUCCUUAUAGUAGGGGAAUAUGGGUAUUAUGCUCUUUUAUUAUUGUUAGGUGUGUAUUAUACAUGUGUACCUUUCUUUUAACAAUUUUAAGCUUUUCCAUUUUUAUUUCUCUUUUCCUGAUUGAUUUACUCUUAGGCAGAAAGAUAUUGUUCAGUUGACAGUCACUGCAUGACUCAUGAUUCCAUGUGAUAAAUGAAAUAAAGAAUAUAAACUUUCUUUAUUGCUCACUGGAUUUUGCAACAGAUUUUGCACUAAGGCCUCUUGAAGGUUUAAGUCUUUUUAAUAUUUAAGUGAAGCUUUGUCUUCCUUAAUUUUCAAUGUAGAUAAACAGGGUGAUGUGAAAAAGUCUGAAAUAGUUAGUCCAUAUCAAAUUGGUAUUGAACAUGAGUAAACAAAUUAGAUUUAGUAAUUAGUUGCUCAAUUUGGCACUAUGCUAUGUUCUCAGUCAAGUACAAAAAAUAUCUAAUCAUGGUCACAUUGCAAGAAAGUUCUGUCAAGGUACAAACAUACUUUUGCCUAAAAGGGGAGUUAGUUUCACCCCAUCUGAUUUUGUUUCAUUCUAUCAAAUGUCAUGUUUGUAACAAUUUGCAUUUUUUCCUCUUGUGUCCUGUUGAUGUGUUAUUUUUUCUUGUCUAUCUAUCUAAUUUAAGUGAAUGUUCUGCUGUGGAACCUAUUAUAUAAAAGGACCACCUUAGGUUUAAUGAAUGGGAGAUCAAUUCUUUGUUCUUGUUCCUGAAUAUCUACUUGAAAUGUUAAAAAGAGCAUUAUGUAUUUAACUUUAAACUGUGAUUUCUUGCCUUUUAAUAUUCCAUUGAGGGUACUAAAAGUGAAGCAUGCUUCACUAUUCUUGUGCUGUGAGCUCUUCCCAUAUUCUCCAAAAUUCAAUAAUUCAAUAAGAUUGUGUUCAGUCACUUUAACUUACCAAGGCAAGUUUCAAUUCAACAAUUUUUUGUUCUAUCACAAAGUAUAGGUCCAUUGCUGCUUGUCUUGCGGAUUCCUGUGAGCAUAGAACUCAUGGACCGUAGCAUGUAGUGUUCUUUGACACUUGUCAAAGAAAAGCAACACAUAUUUGUGUUGUGUGCCCUUCUAUAAUUAUUUCUCAUAUAUUUUACUAAUUUUUACCAUGAAAAUUCUAAAGUUAUCAAAACUUUCAGAUAGUGUUCUUUUGAAAAAGCUUGAAUUAUUGUACAUUUUUUACCAUUGGUAUGUUGUAAUUGACCUAUCUUUUUCUUUUUGAUGAGUAGCACAUUCUAUGUAUUCAAACAAUUUUCUCACUUUAUAUCUGUAUGGAAAAAAAAAACAACAACUUGGUUUUACUAAUCUGAAGUGAAAAGUAGAUCAACCACUGAAAAUUCAUGUCCCCUCAGUUUAAAAAUAUAUAGUUCUUGGAUUUGUUGUUUUUCUAUCUUGUGAUUCUUAUUGGUAGAAUAAUUUCAGCAGUAUAUUCAACUCCUUAUUCAGUCCAUUUAUCUUUGUGGUAGUCUCUAAGUAGAACAAAAACCUUGAAGAUCUCAGGAAUGAAAAUAUUCUGUUUUUACUUACAAUGUGUCGGAACUACCCACAGUACAUUUGUGUCACUCAAUUAUUUGUCAUCCUCCUCCUUAUCCCCUUUUGCGCUGAUUAUUGUUGGUAGAAUAAGUCUGGCAGAAGCUGUCACGCCUUAGUUUGGUCAAUGUGUCUGUGUAGUAGUGGAAAUAAAUGUGUGAGAACAUCUCAAACCCAA
Molecule: messenger RNA, 3650 nt
Organism: Frankliniella occidentalis (western flower thrips)
Lineage: Eukaryota; Metazoa; Arthropoda; Insecta; Thysanoptera; Thripidae
Product: MICAL-like protein 1
Exons: 6
Coding region: 15-1775 (586 amino acids)
Biological process (GO): DNA damage response; replication fork processing; DNA replication checkpoint signaling
Cellular component (GO): nucleus; replication fork protection complex
Molecular function (GO): DNA binding
Source: RefSeq, a predicted model, not a curated record